AUGUCCACCUUAAGGAAUAAAUGGUCAUUUUAUACAAGGACAACAAAUUAAAGCCCUUUAAUUAAAGAUAAAUAAUAAAGUAUACAGACUGAAAAAUCUUAAGAAAAUAUUUUUACUCUUAAUUCACCCUAAUCUGAAAAAUGUGAGACAGUCAACGAAAGAGAUUCUAUAAACUAUUGA
Molecule: messenger RNA, 180 nt
Organism: Tetrahymena thermophila SB210
Lineage: Eukaryota; Ciliophora; Oligohymenophorea; Hymenostomatida; Tetrahymenidae
Exons: 2
Source: RefSeq, a predicted model, not a curated record